Messenger RNA from Symbiodinium sp. CCMP2592, 1137 nucleotides. NCBI's taxonomy places the organism in Eukaryota, Dinophyceae, Suessiales, Symbiodiniaceae. The record is from the annotation of a GenBank genome assembly.
AUGGCCUUCACAUGCGAGCACAACGACGCGCAGUCGUACUUGCCUGUGGACACUGCGAUACCCACACGAAGCUCCCAACUGUGUGGUUUCGAAGAUCAGCUGGAAGAGCAGGCCGAAGAGCUUGAUGAGCCAUCCCUGUCGUCAGCAGAGCAGCAGGGACGUGGCCGCUGGAAAUUGGUUUGCGCUGGUCUCAUCGCAGCUGCUGCAAUCUUCGUCACUGUGACGGGUGUCCGCAAAGCUUCUGUGUCCCUACGCGGCGCAGCGGACGUGGCGCUGUGGGAAGUCGCGACGAACCACUGUGCUGGAACCUUCGAGGUUGCUGGCAUGGGGACAGUUCACCUGAUCAAUGCCGAGGGGAACACACCAGGCGAUGCAGAGAGCAAUCCAUGGAUCGAGGACUCCAAGAUCAACCUUGCUAGCCAAGCCCGAGCCUACUGGGGCUCUGCCUGCAACCCGCAAGGUGGAUACUCGCAAGAAGAUUACCUGGAUGUGCCGCUGUUAAACAGACGGCUGCAGUACACGACCGACCUCAGUGGCGCAGGAUGUGGCUGCAACUCGGCAUUUUACCUCGUGUCCAUGACUCGUGGCAAUACCUGGGAGACAGACUGCAAGGACUACUACUGUGAUGCAAUGAGCGUUUGUGGUGUGCGAUGCCUGGAACUUGACAUUCAAGAAGCGAACACGAGGGCCUUCCACAGCACCUUUCACGACCUUCGCUCGGAGAAGGACAACUUCAUCGGAACCGGCGGAGGCGGCACUGAAUGGCUUGGGCCGCGGGACUGGUCGGCCAACCAGUAUGGGGUCAACGGCACGUGCAUCAACACUGCGAAGAAGUUCCAAGUGGCCAUUGAGUUCCCUGUUCAGGAAGGCACUGAGCAGCUGAAGAGCAUCGACGUGACGCUUAUGCAAGAUGGUUGCAGUCUGCGUGCGUCCAAGUACGACCAGGCAUUGCUGCAAGCUUUCAGCGAGGACUUGAAAAAAGGGAUGACGCCUGUGCUGAGUUACUGGAACGACGCCAAGAUGACCUGGCUUGAUGGCAACGGCAUGGGCGAGGAGGCAAUGUCGUUCUGCAGCAAAGAGGAUGAUGCCCAGAUUGCAACGAGUAAAACGUUAAGAGUUAAGAGCAUGCCAUACUAG